This is a messenger RNA of Pan troglodytes (chimpanzee), 3598 nucleotides long. RefSeq names its product putative butyrophilin subfamily 2 member A3. The record is from RefSeq and is a predicted model, not a curated record. Gene Ontology annotation, molecular function: signaling receptor binding. Gene Ontology annotation, cellular component: external side of plasma membrane. Gene Ontology annotation, biological process: regulation of cytokine production; T cell receptor signaling pathway. Lineage: Eukaryota; Metazoa; Chordata; Mammalia; Primates; Hominidae.
AAUACUUAGGGAAAUCUUGGGACACUGUGGGAGCCCAGAGAAUCUGAUCCCGGGUCCCACAACUUCACAUAUCGCGAGUAAGUGGGAGGCAAAAAAAAUUCUUUUUCUCCUCUUUUGGGACAGUUUGUGACUAGUAGUGCCUGUGCCCCUGGAAAGGUUGGAGACUUGGGGGACGACUGGAGAAUUGCCAUUUGAGGACCAAAGGAGAAAAGAAACUACACGCUAAUUCUAGAAGGCUUCCUGUCCCUGCCUGCCCUGGGUGCUCAUGGAACCAGCUACUGCCCUGCACUUGUCCCGGCCAGCCUCCCUCCUCCUCCUCCUCCUCCUCAGCCUGUGUGCACUGGUCUCAGCCCAGGUCACUGUCGUGGGGCCCACUGAUCCCAUCCUGGCCAUGGUGGGAGAAAACACUACGUUACGAUGCUGUCUGUCACCCGAGGAAAAUGCUGAGGACAUGGAGGUGCGGUGGUUCCAGUCUCAGUUCUCCCCUGCAGUGUUUGUGUAUAAGGGUGGAAGAGAGAGAAAAGAGGAGCAGAAGGAGGAGUACCGAGGGAGAACCACCUUUGUGAGCAAAGACAGCAGGGGCAGCGUGGCCCUGAUCAUACACAAUGUCACAGCCGAGGAUAACGGCAUCUACCAGUGUUACUUCCAAGAAGGCAGGUCCUGCAAUGAGGCCAUCCUGCACCUUGUGGUGGCAGGACUGGACUCUGAGCCCGUCAUUGAAAUGAGAGACCACGAGGACGGGGGCAUCCAGCUGGAGUGCAUAUCUGGAGGGUGGUACCCAAAGCCCCUCACAGUGUGGAGGGACCCCUACGGUGAGGUCGUGCCUGCCCUGAAGGAGGUCUCCACCCCUGACGCAGACAGCCUCUUCAUGGUCACCACAGCUGUGAUCAUCAGAGACAAGUCUGUGAGGAACGUGUCCUGCUCUAUCAAUGACACCCUGCUCGGCCAGAAGAAAGAAAGUGUCAUUUUUAUUCCAGAAUCCUUUAUGCCCAGCAGGUCUCCAUGUGUGGUGAUCCUGCCUGUUAUCAUGAUUAUUCUGAUGAUACCCAUUGCCAUAUGCAUCUACUGGAUCAACAAUCUCCAAAAGGAAAAAAAGAUUCUGUCAGGGCAAAAGGAGCUUGAACAGGAAAGGAAAGAAACUGCGCUAAAGGAACUGGAGAAAGAACAUGUGGAAAAAGAGAAAGAACUUCAAAUAAAAGGUAAAAGAGGCCAGGAGGACAGAUGGAGAAGAACAUUCUUACAUGCUGCCAAUGUUGUCCUGGACCAAGACACUGGUCAUCCCUAUCUCUUCGUGUCAGAGGACAAAAGAAGUGUGACAUUGGAACCCUCCAGGGAGAGCAUUCCGGGCAACCCAGAGAGAUUCGACAGUCAGCUUUGUGUCCUGGGCCAGGAGAGCUUCGCCUCAGGGAAACAUUACUUGGAGGUAGAUGUGAAAAAUGUGAUUGAGUGGACUGUGGGGAUCUGUAGAGACAAUGUUGAGAGGAAAUGGGAGGUCCCACUACUUCCUCAGAAUGGCUUCUGGACCUUGGAGAUGCAUAAAAGGAAAUACUGGGCCCUGACCUCCCCUAAGUGGAUUCUCUCUCUGGAGGAGCCCCUUUGCCAGGUGGGCGUCUUCCUGGACUAUGAAGCUAGAGACGUCUCCUUCUACAACAUGAGGGACAGAUCACACAUCUACACAUUUCCCCAUUCAGCCUUUUCUGUGCCUGUGAGGCCCUUCUUCAGCUUAGGGUCUUAUGACAGCCAAAUCUUAAUCUGCUCUGCAUUCACAGGAGCCAGUGGGGUCACGGUGCCUGAAGAGGGCUGGACACUUCACAGAGCAGGGACCCACCGCAGCCCACAGAAUCAGUUCCCCAGUCUCACAGCCAUGGAAACAAGCCCUGGCCAUCUCAGCAGCCACUGCACAAUGCCUCUGGUGGAAGACACGCCCUCCUCUCCUCUGGUCACACAAGAGAACAUCUUCCAGCUGCCUCUUUCACACCCACUCCAGACCUCAGCCCCUGUUCACCUCCUCAUUAGGUGUGGCUUUAGUAGUUCCUUUGGUUGUAACUAUGGGAUGGAAUCCAGGCAUAGGGAACUAGUUGUUCCACAGCUCCCAGCCAGGAAGAAAGUGUGAGAAGCUGAUUGGUAGUGAACCUGCUGUUUAACAUCAUAGUGACUACAUUGAGCCCAGUAUGCCAGUUGGCACCAGAUGCUGUGGACUUGGAAUGAGGCCAAGAGGAGUCACCAGGAUGUGAGAGGAGAGAGGAAUCCACAGGACCACCAGAGGGUGAGUGAACCAGAUAUGCAGGUCAGAGAUAGACGAAGUGGAACCAGAGAGCUGGGAGGGACCAAGGUUGUAAGGGUGCUUAAGCCCCACCAUAACAGCUAAGGAGUCCCAGGAGAUGAUGGCUCAUUUCCACCCAACCCCAGGAUUUCCACAGCACACACCCACAGGCCUGGACCUGGGACGAAGAUGAAUGAAGAAUAUGGACAUGUGGAUGUGGUUUGGCUCACGUGUCCCUGCAAUAAACAAGGAGUCAGUACUCAGUCCUUGGGUGUGGUUGAGGUUUGAGGUCCUGAUUGAGCAAGGCAGUACUGGACAAGGUCUACAUCAGCAUUCAAGUUCAAUGGGGGCACUAGUGGCUUCAGACUUCCUGGCCUAAUUAUGUCUUUAGACACUUAAUAACUACUGAGGGCCUUGAGGAGCUCUUGUUUAUUUGGGUUGAUAUUUGUUAAUAUUUAUGGCAUUUGACAUUAAAACAGAAAAUGUUAAAAUGUUAUUUACUAAUUCAUGUUAAAAUAUAAUGAAUGAACCAAAUAUAGGUUAAUAUAAAUAGAAUGCUUUCUGAAAAAUCAACUGUUGUGUCCAAACAAAAAAACAAGAAGUGUGACACUGGUUAACUUGUUUCAAAUCUGAUGUCUGGCUUAAUGGAAGAUGUUUGUAUUCUCAUAUCUGCUUUUGUAUUAAAUCUGUUGGUAUAUCAUACCCUACCAAGAGAAUGAGAUCAAAAACAACAAAUGUUAUGUUAUGAUGAUGAUGAUGAUGAAAAUAGUAUUAAGAUUGGGGACUCCUUAGGAGUAUAUCAGAGUUCUCCCUAGACAUCCCCAGACCAUGUUUGGAAUAGUGGAUCCUGGAAGUGAAUCCAUGAGCUGCUUAAUUUUAGAUGUCAACUUGACUGGAUUACGGAAUACCUAGACAACUGGUAUAUUAUUUCUGGAUGUAUUUGUGAGUGUGUUUCCAGAAGAGAUUGACAUGUGAGUCAGUGGGAAAUUCUCCCCUCCUAUUGGCUGGGGGCCCAAUACAACAAAAAGGCAGAGGAAAGGCAAAUUCUUCUCUCCCCUGAGACAUUCUUCUGCUGCUGCUCUUGGACAUCAGAACUGCUGGCUCUCGGGCCUUUGAACUUUGGGACUUGUACCAGGAAGCCCUGGGUUCUCAGGCCUUUCACUUUGGACUGAGAUUUACACAAUCGGCUUCCCUAGUUCUGAGGCUUUCAGACUUAAACUGAGCCAUACUACCAGCAUCCCAGGGUCUCCAGCCUACAGACGAGCUGUCAUGGGAUUUCUCAGCUUGCAUAAUCACAUGAGCCAAUUUCCCUAAUAAACACCCACUCAUCAUAUA